GCGAGCCGGCUUGGGGAGGCGAAGGGCCCUGCAGCAAAGCUGGGCACCCCGACAGUCCGGCAGGCCCUGGGGAGCCGGUGGGUUCUGGGCUGGAGCCCCCAUCAGCUGCUGCAGGCAGUGCCAGUCCACCUGAGCAGGCCGGGCAAUGGGGCUCCCCCACCUUCCCAGACACCCCUGGUCCCUAAAAUGUGGGGUCCCCACAAUCCCGAACAGCAGAGGGGGGCACCACCCUAGGAGAGGAGGUCACCCCAGGCCUGGGCCUUGGAGCUGAGUUCUCCUGCACGGAGCUGCCCAGGGCUGCCCAGAGUCAGGCGAGCAGGCAAGCCAGCCAGACUCCAGCUCCGACAGCAGGGAUGAUGACUAACGCCUCCAGGCUCCUGGGAACAGCUGGCGGCCCCCUGGUGUCGGCGACCUGGACACAGCCCAGUCCCAGGCCGGCCAUGCCCACCGUGCCCACCGUGCCCACUGUGCCUGCUGGGCCGCAGAUGGACCGCAUGGGGAACAGCUCCCAGUGCGCCUCCCAGCUCUUCCUCACCUCCGCGCUGGCCCGCGGCAUCUCAGGGGUCUUUGUGUGGACUGCCUUGGUGCUCACCUGCCACCAGAUCUACCUGCACCUGCGCUCCUACACGGUCCCCAAUGAGCAGCGCUACAUCGUCCGCCUACUCUUCAUUGUGCCCAUCUACGCCUUUGACUCCUGGCUCAGCCUCCUCCUCCUGGGGGGCCACCAGCAUUACGUCUACUUCGACUCGGUGCGUGACUGCUACGAAGCCUUUGUCAUCUACAGCUUCCUGAGCCUCUGUUUCCAGUACCUGGGGGGCGAGAGCACUAUCAUGGCUGAGAUUCGGGGGAAGCCCGUCCGGUCCAGCUGCAUCUACGGCACCUGCUGCCUCCAGGGUAUGUCCUACUCCAUCGGCUUCCUGCGCUUCUGCAAGCAGGCCACACUGCAGUUCUGCAUCGUGAAGCCCAUCAUGGCCGUGGUCACCAUCGUCCUACAGGCGUUCGGCAAAUACCACGAUGGGGACUUCAACAUCCACAGCGGCUACCUCUACAUCACCCUGGUCUACAAUGUCUCCGUCAGCUUGGCCCUCUACGCCCUGUUCCUUUUCUACUUCGCCACCAGGGAGCUCCUGCAGCCCUUCGAGCCUGUCCUCAAGUUCUUCACCAUCAAGGCCGUCAUCUUCCUCUCUUUCUGGCAGGGGCUGCUGCUGGCCAUUCUGGAGAAGUGUGGGGUCAUCCCUGAGGCCCAGGUCAUCGACGGGAGCGAGGUGGGGGCCGGCACGCUGGCUGCCGGCUACCAAAACUUCAUCAUCUGCAUCGAGAUGCUGUUUGCAUCCAUUGCCCUGCGCUACGCCUUCACUGUCCAGGUAUAUGCGGAGAAGGAGAGCUCGCCAGCCCCCGAGGCACCCAUGCACAGCAUCUCGAGCGGCCUCAAGGAGACCAUGAGCCCACAGGACAUCGUGCAGGACGCCGUCCACAACUUCUCACCCGCCUAUCAGCACUACGCCCAGCAGGCCACUCACGAGGCCCCGAGCCCUGGUGCCCACCCCAGUGCCGCCGGAGGUUCUGGUGGGCUCAGGAAGAGUCGGAACGUGGAGAAGAGAAUGCUGAUCCCUGCAGAAGACCUGUAGGAGGCCCCCGGGGGUAACCAGCCACCUGCCUGCAACCAGGCUGCACCCAGGCCCUGGGAGAACACAGGGCCCCCGCCCUCCUGCCAAAGGUGAAGCCUCUCCCAGGAGCCCUGCUGCCAGGCCGGUGUUGCCACUUCCCAGCCUGCCACCCUCCAGCAGGCCCGUAGCCCCAGGAGAGGGUGCCCGAGUUUAUCUGAUGAGCCGGGAACCCACUGGGUUCACCUGGCCAUCAUGGGGCUGUUGAGAGGUAGGGCCAGGCCAGAUGGACAGACUCCAUGCUGGGUCCUACGGGAAGGACAGCCCUGGGAGAGGGAGGCAGCCCUGCCCCAAGGACACGGGAGCUGCUGGCGGCGGGGGACUCGGCUGGGCCUUGCGCGGCCGUAGAAGGGCCGAGUUGCUCUGCACCCCCUCCGGCCCUGGAGAUUCCUGAAAAGCCCCCACCCCAGGAAGGCAUGUCUGACGAGGGUCUUAGGAGGUGCCCAGGGCCACCUGCACAGAACCUUCCCCCUGGGCAGCCCAAGAAGCAUGCGGGGCUCCCAGGGGAAUCACACCUAUUUAUACAUAAACAGCCUGCAUUUUCUAGUGA
Molecule: messenger RNA, 2214 nt
Organism: Hyaena hyaena (striped hyena)
Lineage: Eukaryota; Metazoa; Chordata; Mammalia; Carnivora; Hyaenidae
Gene: TMEM184A
Product: transmembrane protein 184A
Exons: 9
Coding region: 354-1628 (424 amino acids)
Biological process (GO): transport
Cellular component (GO): early endosome membrane
Molecular function (GO): transporter activity
Source: RefSeq, a predicted model, not a curated record